ACAACUCAGGGCAGGUGUUAAAUUUCAUGAAACGUCAGCCAGUAAGACGUCCACACCUCUCCCUGCUUAGAGAUCCUAAACAGCCAAAGCAUUAAGACAGCCAGGAAGUUCCCAUACAGCCAGUUACAGAGUGAGUCCAGUGAGAGACGUACCGUACUAACACACAUCUUCUACUUAUUAAUAGUGACAGCUCUCUGAUUCCGACAAUGUUACGGUUACUCCUUCUGAUUUUGACCCUCACAGUUAAGCUUGCUACACCAGACAUUACUGAAGGUUCAGGUGGAUUGGUAACAGAUGAUACUGAAUCUGGCGAUGAUACUGAAAUGGAGUUAGACGCUGUAACAAAACCUCCUAAUCUUGGAUCAGUCAAAGACGUGAGCAACGAUGGAACCACUACAAGCAUCAUCAUAGCAGCAGUGAGUUUGGUUGCGCUGGCCGUCGUGGCGGUCAUAGCUGUGGUUCUUUUCAGACGUUAUUUGCAUAACCAGGAACAAGGUGUGUACACUGUACCAGUAGAACAGGGCCAAAAAGGUGUCUGAUCCAGCGCCGCUUCUUCCCGGAUCUCAUCGGGGACGCCCCAGCACAGCCAUAAACACCAGGCUCUUAACUCCAACCAUCUCCUCUGUCCCACUCACCCCCUGUCAAACCACGCCUGCUGCUAAACCCUUCAUUUAUACCGCCGUCAUUAACAGCGACCUGGGCUUUUCAUCCUCCGCUCAUGGGCUUAUUCUUGUUUUCAGAGGGAUCAGGUUUAAAUGAAUGCACUCUAUUGUUCAAACGUCCUCGUCGAGUGUUUUAUCGUCCACAUCACGGACCUGAGAUUUAUUUUCCUCCACUUUUGCUGUUUUUUUUGGGUAAGGACGAGGUGUUUCACUGUCGGUUUUAAGUCCCUGAACGUGACACUUUGCCUUAGCCGAGCUUCGUUGUUCUUUAUCAGCUCUACGUCUGGUGCACUUUAAACAGCUGAAGACCAUCAGCUGAACGUUCUGCUUAUUUACCUCUUCUGGUAAAUCAGCGUUUGUCAUGUUCAGCACAUUAGUCAUAGCAAAGAGUUGUUUUGUUCUCCUCAGAGCACCGUGUUUGUUCUCCUCUGACAACUGUCUGUUUAUGUUUUACUAUUAUAGCUUUUAUUAGAUUUAAGACCAAAGGUUAAAUAAUAUUAUGUAUAAUAUAAUAUAAUCAAUACUGUUUUAAUAUAAUUAUAAUUUUUCCUAUUAUUAUUCUGGACCUAAAACUAAUGAACUACUCUAUUUUCAGAUUUUUUUAGCGUGUCCAAUUUUUACCCCAUUGCGUUACGCUUCCUCUCUACUGGUGCUGACCCCCGCCCCGAUUGAGGAGACCGAACUGACACACGCCCCCUCCGACACAUGCACGAGGCGAGUUCAUAUGCGGAUCAGCCUUGUGCACGGAGAGCCACACCCUGUCUACAUUAAUCAGCAAGCAAUCAGCCAGCAGAGGUCGUAAUUGCAUCAGUUAUGAGGUCCCUAUCUGGCUCUCUCCCUGGAUGAACAACAAGCCAAUCGUUGUUCAUGUGGCCGCUCAGCCCAGCCGGAUGGCAGAGCUGAGAUUUGAUACGAUGUAUUCGAAAUCCCAGCUCUGGUGUGCUAGAGUGUUUUACCGCUGUGCCACCUGAGCAGCCUAACUACUUAUUUUUUAAUGGUUCCUAAUAAUUAGCCCUGCUAAAUGAUCUGCUUCAAUUUUACAAUAAUUCUAUUAUGUAAACAGUUUUUCCUAUUUAUUUAUUUGUUUAAUGCCCAUAGUGACUGCAGGGUAAUUGUUUAAUUUGCAUGACCUGCUGGCUUAAGAGAGACAAAGUGUAGUGAACUUUUCUUUUAUUUUUUAUGUGUUUCUAGUUCUUUUGUGAGUGUGUGUGUGUGUGUGUGUGUGUGUGUGUGUGUGUGUGUGUGUGUCCUCUAUGCCACAAAUAAACCCUGUUAGAUUUUCUUUUUUGAGUGGGGGUACGAUUGCAUCUGGGCACUUUUUCUAAGAUGAAUCUCUUUGAGGCAUCGCUGCAUGUCAUGUCAAGAGGGGUAAAUCUCACCUAUUAACAAGGUGUAAUGCAAUAAUCCUCACAUUCAUUCCAUUUUCUAGCUUCAGGUCUUUCAUAUAAAUAAGAAAAACGUUCUGUUUGCUGACGCCUCGAGGUGUUGGAGCUUGACAGGGAAAUAGAAGUGUGUGUGUGUGUGUGUAUGGUGUGUGUGUGUGUGUGUGUGUGUAGGCUAAUCAAUGUAGACUACAGUACAAUGUAGAUAUACAGUCAGUCACUAAGAGUUUUUGCUUUUGUGCCAUUUCAUAUAAACAUUUCAGUAGUAUUUAGAUGCUCUUUAUUUAGAUUUAAAGGUUUAUGAUUUUUUCAUAUAGGCAGAAUUUAUAUGGUGGUGAUUAUUUUUUUAAAUAAAUUUUAAGUUUUUUUUACAACCAGCAGAUCUACCUGUUCUAUCCUAAAACAGAUUAUUUGAAGCUGUAUUUGUCUAAUUAUUGGACUAUAAUUAGGAUUAUUUAUUAUAGCACUUAUGAGUGCAAUAAUAUAAAUACAGGGUGAGUCAAAAUGAUGUUAACACUUGAAUGGCGGAAACCAUUUACAGUAGACCCUUGACUUACGAAUUUGAUUGGUUCUAAAGGGCUGUUCUUAAGUCAAAAUGUUUGUUAGUUAAACCUAUUUUUCCCAUAAGAAAUCAUGUAAUUAGAAUUAAUCUGUGCCAGACUUUCCAAACCCCCCCUUACCUAACCUUUCUAAUGUCUUAAAUGGUCUUUUUUGUUAUAAAUACAAGUAUAUUUUCCCUAAAAUCUUAAAUUAUAGAAUAGACAUUACUGUAAUAAACAACAAUACACAGUAGUACUGUACAUAAAAACACAUCACAUUUCAGUACAGUACGUGUGCUGUACCAUACACCAUAAUACAUUUCCUUCUUUUUUCAUAAAACGUAUCUACCAGAUAUAACUCUCAUAUUUCUCUAUUAUUUCCUUCUUUAUUUCAGAAGUGUUGUAUUUUGUAGGUGUAGUUGCACGAAAGAAGAAUACUUUACUGAGCCGAAUUUCUUCUUCUCUCUCACUCACUGUCCUCUCUGUCUGAUACACAGUGACAGCUACUGGCAGGAGUAAUUAUACAACAUACUUCAUAUGUGUAAGAUGAUUUACAGUCUUAACCUAUUCGCCAUCAUGUUAAACACACAAAAACCAGCAAGCGACAGUACCAGCCUGGACACACAUUUUGUGGGGAAUAGAUCCAUUAGUGUUAACAAUUUUGACUCACCCUGUAUAGAGGCAAAACAUCAUGAUCAGGGAAAUAAAUAUUGAUCCGAUGGUAGAUAUUUGUGUGAAAUACAGCAGAUCUGAUCAGCAGUGCCAAAUCGGCUGACUUGAAAUGCCGACCUCACCCUGAAACAUUAGCUGAGACUCAUUGAUUUCAGACCAACGUAAGGUACUCUUCAGAUGUCUUGUAUAAUCCAUGUCUCAGUGGGUCAAAGCUGUUUUGACAGCAUAUUAGGCUGGAUAUUUUAUUGUUAAACAACCAUUUAAACAUCAAAUUAUGCUGUAUAGAGUCAGUCGACAGCUUCUGAUCACUUAAUACAGAAAUAUCAGGUCUUGUUAUUUGUAAAUAAUGAUCAGUAGCAUCUUCUUAUAUUUUAGGUUCAUUUAUUUUUUAUGUUGUAUCACUGGGUCUCUUGGUGUUGAGAAAGUGUUUUGUUGAUAUUGUUGUUGUAUCUGAUUUGUUCUGUCUUUACAUGUGUUAUAAAACAAUAAAUUUGUACAUUAA
Trichomycterus rosablanca is the source of this 3757-nucleotide messenger RNA. RefSeq lists its product as uncharacterized. The transcript is spliced from 8 exons. NCBI's taxonomy places the organism in Eukaryota, Metazoa, Chordata, Actinopteri, Siluriformes, Trichomycteridae. The coding region runs from base 207 to 539 and encodes 110 amino acids. The record is from RefSeq and is a predicted model, not a curated record.